GCAAAACUUUUGCUUACUUUUCAUUAAUUAUUUUGGUUUAAUUCCCAGUUAUCUCGUUUAACCCGGAAAUCUCGUUUGGACACCGGCUUCAUCCUACAUCGAUGCAGAAUAACCGAGGUUAAGCGGUUAAAUUUUUCAAGGGAGACCACACACUCGGAUUGCUAUAUUUUCAUGUGUUUCACGAUCACUGUGAGAAAGUAAAUUUUAGGGUUUAUUGUAAAUAUCUCAGCGUGAGUCUGUCAAACGGCCAUCAAAGAUUAAAGGUUGUGUCGUGCCAUCAUGGAUCCGAGGGUUUUAUUCUUUGCUGGACUUUUAUUAACAGGGAGUGUGCCUUCCUGUAAUGCUCGAAGCUCUGACGACGAUGACUCUUGGUUCAGCCUGACGAAUCUUGUCAUUGGCGGCGUUGCUGGGAUAGGUGCCGUUGUUGCGGCACCCGUUGUGCUUGGAGCUGCUGGAUUUGGAGCCGCUGGUGUUGCGGCCGGAUCGUUGGCGGCUGCCGUUCAGGGACCAGCAGUUGUUUCCGGGAGUGCAUUUGCGCUUGCGCAGAGUGCAGGUGCGGCUGGUCUUGGAGUCGGGGCUAAGGCCGCAUUGUUUAUGGGAGGGGCGGCUGCUGGGUCUGCAGCCAUCAAGAAGAACGAUGAAGAAUAAACGCAUUUGUCAACAGUGUUAUAUUUUGUUUCCAUUAAAUACACUGAGCUUAUAGUUAUAUUUCAAUUGUUUAGACCACCUUGAAGAAAUAAUUAAAAAUAUGUAAAGGUUUAAACACUUUAAAUUGAAAAAAAAGUUCUACUUAUUGAAUUAAAUGGUGUAUUCAUUGCUAAGGCAACCUUAAAGAGAAUUAUUAUUAUUUAAUCCCAUUUACUUGAUUAUAUUAAGACAAUGCAAAUAAGUAUCAACUUUUGUUACAAUCCAGUUAUGUUUAUUCAUUAGCUUUCAAGCUAUUAUUUGUUGUAUAUCGUUGCAUCUCUUUUCUAUUAUACGUUUGAACUUCAAUAUAACCAACAUUUAUUCAACACUCAACUGUAAUAAAGCUUCUUUGAAAUGAAAUAAGUUUAUUUUCAUUCAUACAUAGAUUCGGGUCCGUGUAUAAACCGUAUUUUCGUUUUUCGUUUUUUACAAUUGAAAGUAUAACACGAAAAAGGAACAUAAAUAUCAUUUUUGGUUUUUCUAAUGAUUGAAUAGAAAACUUAAAUUUAUAGACUUGAAAGAGCGAUGUUGACUGGGAUCAAAAUAUAUACAACCGUUGCCUGAACACGGGUUUCGAAACUCUAAUCCCCAUUGCCACAUCUUGAAAAUUAUUCCACUUAAACAACAAACAAGGCUCAAGAUACAAGACAAAUUAGUUCACGUCUGAUACGUCUGAUAUACAUAAAUUACAACAGUAGCUCGCAGAGCUAUUUUCCGAGAAAAUGCAAAUAAAAUAUAUACCAUUAAUUCAACACAGAACCUGGAAUAUAAUAAAUGCACAACAGAUUAGAAGUUAUAAUGCAUUUACAAAAUUAUAGUUGAGAUAUAAAAAUAUCAUAUCAAAUUAUUAUAAAUACAUCGAUUUCAAAUAAAUGAUUACAAGAUUGUUCAGACGAUGUGUUUUUGUCGUUUUGUUGGAAAGAUAGCUUGACUAAAAUCCAAAAAUGCAAAUAAUAUUGAUACAAAAGCAGGUUCCUAAAUAAGAUACUAAUAAACGCGCAAAUCACAACUGCUGGUGUGUAGUCAGAAUAAUUAAAUAAUUAAAAGGUGCUAUGCCACAUUUUAAUCUGUGCUGGACCUGAUUGUUAUCCUCUAAUAUGGAGAAACCUACCUUUUUACGUUAAAAGCAAUAAAUAAUUUAACGUUAGAAAGUGUUUUUAUUAUAUACCCAUCAUAAAUCCACAAAUCAAGUCCUAACGACCACUCAGUAUUUGUUGUUGAUCAGUGUACCCUCAGUGAACGAUCACUUACAUCAAUACUAUAUAAUCCGUUUUUAUUAUGGCUUUUAUCUGUCUGUAUUUCAUGUAUGAAGUGUUCAUAUAUAAUUAACCUGUGCUUGAUUUCAUACCUGCCGCUUUAUAAUAGCAUAUUGUAUCUGCCUUUGUCAUCUUUAAAGUUGUGACAAUGCUAACAUUGGGUACUGGCAGACAUUAUAAACUCAAAUAUUGACUAAAUGAUCAAGGUUGUAUAAAAUACUAUAGACAGACUAUUUGUGGGCCGGUUACUUUAAAAGGAAUCAUAUUUCGUUAAUAAACUUCAGGACAUUAAUGAUACGCCACAGCAAUCACUUGAAAUUUAAAGUUUUGGCAGCCAAGAGCUAUUAACAUUUUCGUGUGAACGUGUGCUUAUAUCAUUUUCUGAAAUCGGAUUGGUGCAUCGCACAAUAUUUUGAAGGAAUAAAAGGAAAUUGCAGUAAAAGUGACAUAAUAUCAAUCUUGUUAAGGUACAUUACAGAUGUUCAGUCCUAACGCAGUCGGAUGUGACCCCCAAUGGCCUGCAGAAACUCUUCGACCAUCUUCUGUCCAUUGGAUAACUGCUGGCACAGGGUCUUCAACGUCUUCUGGUAUCGUACUGUUCCCUUCCUCGCUGGCUUCUUUGAUGGCUGGCCUCUCUGGACACGGGUAUAGGUCAUUUAACCAGACAGGAGUAGCAACGCAUAACUAUUGCGCAUUCACUAAAAUCACUUGAUUGCCAAAAAAAAGUUAUGGGAGUUUCACUUGAGAUGUACCGGCAAAGAAUAGGGCGAUACAAGAAUCAUGCAAAAGGCAUCAUCGAUGCUUGGCCGACAACAGUUGUCAACGAGAAAGACCUUGUUGUGAUCGCAGGUCAUUUUCGGUGUAACUGCAAGAUACUUGGUAACGCACUUGGAGUGACGACUCCUGUAAUCGCCGGCCAUCUGAUUUGCCCGAACGUGCUGACCUUUCUUCAAACAUGGAGGAAAGAAGUAGAGAACCCUACCUUAAGGCUGCUUCUUGACUUGCUCAAAGGUGUGCCAGAGGGUUCCAUUGAUUGGAAAGGGCUACGGAAAGGCUAUGGUCUGAAGUCAAAGAUGUCGUGCUUGAUGUCAAGUUCGAUUAUUCCGUUAUCGGGCUUCGAAGACCGGUACAGUAGGAAUACUACUACAAGGGUGUCAGAAAGUGACUCAGAUAUCAGUCAAUGUGAUGUGGUUGAAGGGUUCCAUGAGAACAGCGAAGGGUGGACAGAGAUUAUUAGGAAGAAGCUACAAGUAGAAGUUCCAAAACCGUGCAUUCAAGAAAUCCGAGGACAAGGGGACAGCAAUAUGAAUUCCAUCAAAGAAAAGUCAGGACUUCGGAGCAUUGCAGUGGACAGGCGAAGACAAAAGGCCAAAUGGAGGGUCAUAACGAUGAGAGGAUCAGUGAAGUCCAUGCAGAAAGCUCGGGCAAUGAUUCAGGCAAUGAUUGCCGACUGGCAACAAAAAUUCAACAAUUCCAGUAGCCAUGAAACUGUUAGGAAAGAACAACUUGUCACCAAAGUGUCAGGAGCAAGCAUUAAGGAGACAACUUCCUCCAAUAGUCAGCUUGCCACGUCUUUGUCUUCAUUUGAAUUAGCUAACCAUAAAGCCAUGGACACGAGCAAUGUUACUACUGAGAAGAGCGAUGUAACCAUGGAAGCAAGUGAUGUUACCUUGGAAACAUAUGCUGAAGUAGGGGCCUGUGCACAAGCUCCUAGUCCCACUCGUUCUCCUCAGCAAUCGUCAGUAACGAUCAUUGGAGGUGUAGCUCCUAGGCCGCAGGCGCCUAAACUGAGUGAUUUAGGUCGGCAGAGAUGGUCAGAAACACAUAAUACCACAGGUUCACAUGAUCCUAUUGGUCUGAAGAACAAGAACGGCCAGAACCUGUGUUUUGCCAAUGCGGCCUUACAGUGCUUCCUUCAUACCCGAAUUCUAGAAAUACUUGAGCAGCAUCAGAAGUGUUCUGGGGAUGUGGGUUGCUGUAAAUGCCAGCUCAGAUUGUUCUUCGAGUCAAAAGGAAACACAGCAGAGCCUAUCCUGACUGCAAUGAAAGAUAUUUGGCCAAAAUACAAGCUCGGCCAACAGGAGGAUUCUCAUGAGUUUAUAUUACGCAUUCUGGAACAGCUGGCAGUUAUUAACGGUGACAGUAGCUCUUCCAGUGUAAAUGGCUUGGACAAAAUGUUCCAUGGGAAGUUGGAAUACUUAGAUAGCUGUAUCAGUUGCGAGUUAAAGAACAGUAAACCUGAAGCAUUUUCCUGUUUGUCUGUCUCUGUUGAAAAGGAUUUGAAGCUGUCAUUGCGAAGAUUUUUAUCUCCAGAGGAGCCGGAUCUUUGCUGUAACAAAUGCAAGACUGAUGGCACUAUGUCCAAGAAGAUUCAGCUUCUGGAUAUUCCAGAAAUGCUCAUUUUACAUGCAAAGAGGCUCCUUUCUAUUGAAGAAGUAAGAUUUCUCCCUGAUGGUGGGAAGGACAGGACGGUGAUGCGUGUCCCACCGGUGCUUAAGAUUCAAUGCAGCAACGGGACAGAGGUGCAGGCAGAUUUGCUAGGGGGUAUUUGCCAUCUAGGUGAAACAAGGGAUAGAGGCCACUACAUUGCCUAUGUUAAAUGCCAUGAGCAAUUCUUUCGCUGUGAUGACGAUCUGAUUUUUGAGGUGGAACUGUGUGCAGGGCAAACAGAUCUCGAUUCCAACGGAUAUGUGUUCUUCUACAAGAAAAGGUCCAGUUGACCAGGAUCCUCUGAUAUAGGAACAAACAUUCCAGGAUGAAGUUGUCUUCAAAUUAGUAUUAAGCUUUACAAUUAUAUAAUUAAGUUUUACAUUCCAUUGUGCCAUUGGUGUAAGUUGUAAAUAUCGAUGACUGGCGACCCCAUAUAUUUUGGUAUAUUUUAAAAGGCAGUGAUUUUUUUGGAAAUAUUUUUACUGCCUGUGCCUUGCAAAUUGGGAUAAAGUCGACUUUGGAAAAAAUACAAAAUCAGGCCAAAAUAGCUAUUAAAUAUAAUGGCAGCUAUACAUGUUUUCACUCUUUUAUGCAUACAGUAUGCUGUGAAAGGGUUAGUCUUGUUAAGAUUUUGUUUAUUUUUAAGAAAUUCAUUGCUUUUUAUUAACAUAGAUUAUAAAAAUCUUAAUGCCAUUUUUAGCUCUACUGGCCAAAGCCCAGAAGAACUUAUGCGAUGGUAAUGUGUGUGUCCGUGUGUGCGUCAGUGCGUCUGUAAACAGCUAAUCAACACAUUAAAUGUUUUAAAUGAUACCAAAUGAAAGUGGUGUCUUGAGACAAAAGGCAAAUAAUUGUGUAUGGGGUAUCUUUUGUGCAAAUAAUGAUACUGAGAUUCGUUGUGAAUAAGAGAUGCUUUUGUCUGAAUGUCUUUCCUUCUUUAAAUAAAGUUAUUAUUAUUAAUAUUAUUAGUAUAUUUAUUAAAGUGCUGUUUGUCAAGUUUAAUAAUAAUAAUUGUUGCCAAAUAUCUGUCUGUGUAUUGUUACAUUUACCUUGAAUUUUAAUUUUCUGAGUUUUAAGAUUACAUUACACUGGAAAGGGCAGUAGAUAUUUAAUGCAGAAGAGAAUUAAGAAAACUGAUCCCAUACAGCAUUGUGAAAGUAUUUGUAAACAUUUUUGUUGAUUUAAUAUAUUGUUAUAAUAUAACACUUGGUAAUAUAUAUUUAUAUAUUGAAGAAAGGUACAAACACAAAUACAUAUCCAUACAUAAUUUCUGUUCAUAAAAGUGUAAACAGUAAACGUUAAUGUUUUAGAUUUUCAGCUUACCAGAGCACGAAGUGCUCAAAGUGAGCUAUUGUGAUCGGUCUUUGUCCGUCGUCUGUCCAUCAGUCCCUCCGUCAGUCCGUUCAUCAACAAUUGCUUAAAAAUCAUCUGAAACUACCUGGUCAAAUUCAAUGAACCUUCACAGGAAGCUUCCUUAGGUGUCCCUCUACAAAAAUACAACAAGAGGUCACGAUUGUUAACAACAACAACAACAAAAUGGCCGACUUCCUGUUUUGCUUUAAAAAGCAACUCUUCUGAAACUUCCAGUCCAAAUUCAAUGAAACUUUACAGGAAGCUUCCUUGGGUGACCCUUUACAAAAAUACAUCUUCUCUUAAACUACCAGUCCAAAUUCAAUGGAACUUUACAGGAAGCUUCCUUGGGUAACCUUCUACAAAAAUACAACAAUGGGUCUCGAUUGAUCAACAACAACAACAAUCUGGCCAACUUGCUGUUUUGCUUUAAAAAACAUCUCCAUCUGAAACUACUAGGCCAAAUUCACUGAAACUUCGCAGGAAGCUUCAUUGCAUGACCCUCUACAAAAAAAGAACAAGGCAUUGAGAUGGAUCAACAACAACAACAACAACAAAAUGGGCGACUUUCUGUUUUGCUUUAAAAAAUAAUCUCUGAAACUACCAGGCCAAAUUCAAUGAAACUUUACAGGUAGUUUCAUUGCAUGACCCUUUACAAAUAUAAAACAAGGCACCGUCAUCAGUAAAGAUAUGUUUAAAUUGCAACAUUUUUAUUAAUGCUUUAUCACAGAGUUACGGCCCUUUGCUUAGGUGAGCGUUUUAAGGCCAUCAUGGCCCUCUUUUUUAAGUAAAGUUAUUGAAAAUAAAUUGUUUCAGAUAAAUUAACUGAUGAUAUCUUAUGAUAAAAGAGAUAUAUACGUUAGAAAAUGACUAAAUAUGAUAAAUGAGUACCGGCCCAGGCCAUAAAUAUUUAAUAUAUUUUUAAAUAUUUAAUAUAUUUUUAAUUAGAACUUAUCGAUUGUUUUUCACAUAUUUUUGUACACAUGCAUGUGCUUGUGUUAUUAUGAUUAUUAAGGUUGAUCAUGUUAAAAUUGUUUUAAGGUAUCCAAUGUAAAAAUUAGGGAGUUUUGGAAUUAAUUUUAAAUACUGUAGAAAGAAUUGUUUACCUAAAGUAACAUUACAAAUCAGUUGUUUUUGGCAGUGCUAAAAUUGCAAUACAGUUCAUUUCAAGCCAAAUCCAAGUUGAAAUGAAGUACAAAAAUACACAUUGAAUUAACUUGAUCUGUAAUAAUAUUUCAGUGAUAUAUUUUUAUUAUAAGUAUUCAUUACCCGGUGCCCUUUAAAAUGACUCUAGAAUGAUAUUGGGUCAUCAGGUAUCAAAAUGUCACAUGUCGCCAAUUGUUCGAUCAAAUGACAAUCUUAUUUGUACAUCGAAUAGCUUAAAGGGACUCGUUUUAUACGGUUGGACAUACAAAAUAUAGCAGUGAUAAAACAUUAUUAAAGUUUGAAUAUUAGGAGCUUUAUGGUUAACAAUUUUUAUGCUUUUUUAUGAAAAAAAUAAAUCCUUCAUAUUCUCAAGAAACGUUAGUUACCCUAUGGAAAUUAUAUGACUUUAUUUAAAAUAAAUAAAUUAACUAACUCGUAUUUGAACCUUUGACAAAAAAGAUUGCAAACAAAGUAUCAGUAUAUGAGUGGCUUUAAGGAAACAAAAUUGUUAUUUAUUAAUUUUAAAGAUUCUAUAGAGUUUUAAAGUAAAUCAAUUUUAAUAUUAAUGUAUUUUUUUAACUUUUAUAUAUUUUAUGGAAGUUUUUUUUUAUUUCGCUGAGCAAUCAUUUUAACAACCAAUUGAACAUUACAGUAUAAUUGUUGAUGGUGUGUCACGAAUAACUGUUAUUAAAGGAAUAAAAAAAUGA
Mya arenaria is the source of this 7573-nucleotide messenger RNA. Its product is annotated as ubiquitin carboxyl-terminal hydrolase 12A-like. The transcript is spliced from 24 exons. Gene Ontology annotation, cellular component: cytosol; nucleus. The record is from RefSeq and is a predicted model, not a curated record. NCBI's taxonomy places the organism in Eukaryota, Metazoa, Mollusca, Bivalvia, Myida, Myidae. Bases 2672 to 4663 code for a protein of 663 amino acids. Gene Ontology annotation, biological process: protein deubiquitination. Gene Ontology annotation, molecular function: cysteine-type deubiquitinase activity; cysteine-type endopeptidase activity; RNA binding.